Molecule: messenger RNA, 4524 nt
Organism: Aspergillus wentii DTO 134E9
Lineage: Eukaryota; Fungi; Ascomycota; Eurotiomycetes; Eurotiales; Aspergillaceae
Product: GTP-Rho binding exocyst subunit SEC3
Exons: 4
Coding region: 1-4524 (1507 amino acids)
Biological process (GO): Golgi to plasma membrane transport; exocytosis
Cellular component (GO): plasma membrane; exocyst
Molecular function (GO): phosphatidylinositol-4,5-bisphosphate binding
Source: RefSeq, a predicted model, not a curated record
AUGAUGAACGGCCGUGAUCGUCCACGAGGGCCGCCGCCCAGCGAUAUGCCAACCCAUAGAGAACCACGUCGAGGCGCGGACGGUCGCAAUGGCGGGCUCGCGGGGCCCGGAGACGGAUCGAUGUCGAGAGCGGAGAAAUUCGAAGAUGAGAAGAGACGAAUCAUGCAGAGUUGUUUCUCAAAGAAGGACACUGAUGGCACCUUGGCUGAAUCCUAUAUAACACAUGUCCGCAUCAUGGAGGAUGCUUCGUAUCCUUCUGCCCCUCCCCCACCAACCUCGCCGCCCGAAAACAAGAAACCUCGAGUCAUCAUUGUCUCCGUGAGAAAGUCAGGUCGAGUGCGCAUGCACAAAGCCAGGGAAAACAAUGAUGGGACAUUUUCAAUAGGAAAGACUUGGAUGCUCGACGAUCUAUCCUCAAUUCAGUCAUACAGCUCUUACACCCCAACAGGCCCUACGGAACAGCAGCACAAGCAAUGGGCCGGUAGUGUCGGAUUCGUCGUUACAGUUGGGAAACCUUAUUAUUGGCAUGCUAGGAGCUCCAAGGAAAAGGAAUUCUUCAUUGGGAGUCUGGUGAAGAUUUAUAGAAAAUACACCGGCGGCAAAGUCCCGACCCUCAUAGGGUUUGAUGAUCGCGAAAAACAUAUGCUGGUUGGAACACCCCCCGCAGCACCUCCAAGUUCCAGGGGGCCUGGGCAAGCUACGCGCCCUGAGGUCCCGCCUCUGCGCCCACCCUCUCCCUCGCAAGGCAGUCCGGCCCAGUCUCCCUACUCAAGUCGUGCACCCAGCCGCGAUGGACCGGCUCGAGAUUACAAGCGAUCGCCGGCGGAGGAGCAAGCAGUACGGGCCCAGCGAAGUCGCGAUCAAAUGCGCAGGCCUUCGACCGGCCAAUCUGGGAAAAGUGCUGUUCCACCCUUUGCGCCGCCUCAACAUCCACCUCCAGCAGUACCGUUGGACCAGCGAGACCCUCCACCCCGUGCAAACGAGCGUCUUGCGGCAGAUUCUAGAAAGGCAAAACCCCCCGUGUUACCACUGGACUUGAGAAACAAAGACCCUCCCAACAGCCUACUACCGGGGUCGGCUAGGGAGGUGCCACGAGAUUCAGAGGAAGCCAGUCUCAUCAGUCCGCAAAUUGAACCUCGGCCGUCUUCAUCACGCGAUGGGAAGAGCAUACCAGACGGGCGGCCCACCCUGCUAACCCACGAUUCAGGGUCAAGUUCGCCAGAUGUCAAACGCAGCAAGGAUGGACUUCGACCUGUCACUCCAGGAUCAAUUUCUGGUGAGAAUCGGAACAUUGCGCAAAGUCCGGCAAGCAGUCUAGCCAUUUCAUCUUAUAAUGAAAGUAGCGACAAGUUAUACCCUUCAGAGGCGCGGGCGCCAUCUCGAGGCAAUGACAGCCUGAACGAUUCGAUAAGCACACAGUCGGCUAUUGUACCACCUGCUUUACAACUAGGAACGUCUUCAAAUAACCAAGUUUCCCAACGACCAUCUACCACUGAGACGUCAGAGCCGACUGCACCGGUUACUCCGCGUGGGGACGAGCCCAACGAAUCUAUGGAACCAAGCGCCGCUUCGGCAGAGUCCCCCGCCCCUGUUGAGGAUGAUAACGAUGCACAUCGCCCAGGUCUCGGACCGAUGAUAAAAAAGAAGCAGAGCAAAGAGGUAGCGGGCGCUUUUCGAAAAGCCGCUACGGCACAUGGAGCCUUUAAGCCCAGGCCUGGAGGAGCUGGUGAGAGAUUGUUGGCAGCUGCCAAGAAACAAAAAGGCAGCUACGACGAACCAGAUGGAAUUACGGGUGUUGUUCCUGCACCGUCCCUCCGAACAGGCAGUGAGUCCACUAGUGUGGCAGCCCCUGAGACACCAGACACAGAGACACCCCAAUUCAUUGCCUCCCCCGCCAAAGAAGCAUCUUCGUCCGUUGCAUCUCCUGCAGUAGAGUUCCCCUCCUUUACAGAAUCUCCUGUGGCAGAGGCACCCCCUGCUUCAUUCCCAGCAGCGGAUCCACCUAUUGUUGAAGUUACGCGAGUAGCCACUGAAGACGUCAAUGUCACUUCUGCCGAGCCCCAAGGCGAGUUGAGAGACACAUCAAGAGCCGCUGUGAAGAUUGUGGCGGAUGAGAGAGCGAGGUCUGUGUCGCCAUCUCCUAACCGCCGCAGGCGCCGUGAGGACAACACAAUCAAGUAUUGCCAGGCACUUGGAAUUGAUCCUGGUGCGCUGGAAGGACGUGGAAUAGAUUUCGAUGAUAUUCUGACCGAUCUCGGCUGGAAUGGACGGUUGAGUGACGACAAACGCAUCGAAGAUCUCGAGGCGGACGUUCGUCGUGAAAUUGGGCGCGUGGAGGCCACUAGCUGGCUGGGUAACCUCGAACAACAGGAAGGCAAAGUUGAUCAGCUUGCAAGACUGAUUGACAAGACAAUUGAAGAGUGUGAAGAGCUCGACGGUCUUCUGACCCUGUACUCUCACGAACUCAACACGCUUCACGAUGAUGUCGCCUACAUUGAAACUCAGUCCCAAGGUCUACAAGUGCAAACUGCCAAUCAGAAACUCCUCCAAAAUGAACUCCAAAACCUGCUCAAGACCCUCUCCAUAUCGUCUAGUGAUUUGCGACCACUGAAGGAAGCCUCCUUGAGCAGUGUGAGCGGUCUUCGAGACACUGAAAAGGGACUUUCGAUGCUGUAUAAAGCAAUGCUCAUGAUAGAUUCCGAUAUCUGGCAAAAUAAGAAGCGAUUGGUCGACGCCGCUGGAGAGCAUGGCAGCGUUGGGGUAUACGCCGACACAGAAAUCGGACAGAUGCGCGCAAUCAAGGAGAAGAAAGAAGAGUACCGCACAGAAUCCCGACUCUUCUUGCAGCGACUCAAGCAGUUCAUGGCUGUCGCCUAUAAGAUGGCUGAACAAAAGCGUGUGGAUGUUGCAAUGAGUAGCUCGAAGGAGGCCAUGAAGCUUGACGGGAAAGCCCGAGAUCAUUUCCGCCAAGAACUGUGGAUGUACAAUGCUUUGAUGCUCUUCGCGAGAGAAGUCAGUACGCCGGAGUGGCAUGGGCUCAUUAAUCUAUACGAACAACAGGCCAAACCCUCGUACCAAAACGAAUUCCGGGACAAUGCCCAUGCAUGGAAGAAGGUGUCAAGAAAGCCCACUGGAGAAGAGCAAGAACUUCUCUUCACCCAUCAAGAAAAAGAAAAAGAAAGCGAGGGCAUCACUAUGGCAGCACGAAAAUUGACAGUGAGACGAGGAAAGACAAUGAAGGCUGCAGCAGGUCUCAGGCUCUCCCUCGGUGACAAGCAGCAUGGUAAGAUUGAACCAUGUGAAGCGUUCGCCGGUACGCUCAGGGAGACCCUGAAUAUGAUGUCCGAAGAACACAACUUCAUUGUCCACUUCUUCCACCUGAACUCACUCGUCAACACCGACUUUCCUGACCUUGUGGCGUCUUCUUACCCCGACGACCGCAAGCGUCCAGAUUUCAGUGCCAAACAACCCCAUGAUCCUGAUCGAGGAAUGGCCAAGAAGGUUGAACAGAUUAUGGACGAGCUCUAUUCAUUCUGGCCGAAUGAUAUGCAGGCCCUUGUGGAUUGGGCUAUCAAGGCAGAUCCUCUGCAAGGGAUUGGGAUUUUAUUCGCUCUGGAAAAGGCUAUAUCCGACUUUGACGACACGAACCAAGAAUUCCUUAUUCACUCUCUUCAGAAGCUGCAUGCCCGUCUGGUCGGAUUAUUCAAUCGAUUUGUGGAUGAACAGAUUCGCGGAAUUGAAGAGACCAAGGUCAAGGUCAACAAGCGGAAGGGAGUUAUCUCAUUCAUGCGGGUGUUCCCCAACUUCUCUACUGCUGUAGAAACCAUGCUCUCGCAACCAUCGCAAGAGUUCUACGACGUUCGUAUCAGCGUGAAUGAUGCUUACCACCGGAUUAACCGUGCCAUGUGGGAGUCGUUGAAGUUCAUUGCCAAGGAAGCACCUGGUCAACAUGCGGCAACGGCAGCGACCACGGGGGCUGGUGAUCCCGAGGACAAGGAGGUGCUGAACUACCACAUUCUUCUCAUCGAGAACAUGAACCACUAUAUUGAGGAAGUAGACGUUCGGGGACUGCCGGUUCUUGAAACAUGGUGUGACCGGGCACGGCAAGAUCUAAAUGAGCACAUGAAGCUCUAUCUGGAUUCAGUCAUCCACCGGCCCCUGGGCAAGCUACUGGAGUUUGUGGAGUCGACCGAGAAUCUGAUGGCUGCGGGUGGCCACCCGCCGGAUAUCGCCAGCCGCGCCAGUCACUCCCGAUCAGUGGCAAAGAAGGUGCUGGCUAUGUAUGACAGCAAGGAGAUCAAGCGGGGCAUUGAAAUGUUGAAGAAGCGGGUUGAGAAACACUUUGGCGAUGCGGACGACCCGGGACUCAGCCGCAGCCUGGUGCUGAAGGUGCUCCGGGAGUGCGAGGCGCGGUAUGAGAAUGCCCAUGACCGCACCCGACGCAUCAUUGACGCUGUGUACGAGGGUCAGCUGGACCUGGAAUGGCGGAAAGAGGAUGCGAUUGCGAUGUUCAAGAAAUCAUAA